Phytophthora sojae is the source of this 839-nucleotide messenger RNA. RefSeq lists its product as hypothetical. The transcript has 2 exons. The record is from RefSeq and is a predicted model, not a curated record. The coding region runs from base 90 to 839 and encodes 249 amino acids. NCBI's taxonomy places the organism in Eukaryota, Oomycota, Peronosporomycetes, Peronosporales, Peronosporaceae.
GCCUUCUCUCUCUUCGAGGCUUCACUUCUUCGCUGACAGAAGAGCAGGUCGGUUCAGGCGAUCGUCUCGAUGAUGUCGAAAAUGUCAAAAUGGAGGCACAGGUUCACCAGAAGACGGCUGCAUGGGAGGAGAGGAUUGUGCCAGCACCUCGGAGCUAUCAGCACUUAAAGGGGGGCCUCCUCGUGCCACUAUCGUUUGUGGUUCCUUCUGGAGAUGAACGCUGGCCGUCGGUGACGUGGGGCUACAAAUUAGGACGUGCGGUAAGCAAUCUACGGACCAAGCUGGAGAACAAUGUUCGUCUUCCUUCUGGGAUGCAAGAGGAGCUGGGCAAGUUGAGCAUCGCGGACAAUGUACCUCAAUUCAAAUGGGAUAACAUCAUCCUGCCGGCUUUGUGGCAAUUCCGGAAAGUGUACGGCCACGUGGAUGUCCCGUAUUUGUUUGUUGUCCCAGUGGUGAUGAGGCGUGGCCAGAGCUGGCAUGGGGCUAUCGACUGGGAAGCGCACUCUCGCACAUUCGGCGAGGAACCCUUGGCCGAGGAAGCGUGGGCAAAGAAAGCGGGUCGAGUACUCGCCCACGUGCGAUCGAGAGGGACAUACUUUGCGCAGUAUGGCCGUGACAUCGAUAAUUUAGACAAGCUCGGUUUCGACGUCAAGCUGUCGCUCCGAGCGUGGAACAAGCGCAUCGCUCCGUUGGUCGAUAUCUACGCGAAGCUGCAUGGAGGAGAGGAAGUCCCCGCCGACUUCGUGAUCCCGUCGGAGUUUCCCUGGGAGGAAACACUGUGGGGAGUUCGGCUCGGGCUUAUUGUGGCUCACAACUCGAAGUUUAUGCCUCGCCAGUGA